GUUUUCUUUUUUUGGCCGUUCCCUUUAGGACCUUUAGGGUUUCCACGGUGGAUCAUCUACCUGUCACACCAACUCUCUGCAUGUCCUCCUUCACCACAUCCAUGAAUCUUAUUUGAGGUCUUCCUCUUUUCCUCCUGCCUGGCAGCUCCAUAUUUAACAUCCUUUCCUUACUAUCCCUCCUCUGUGCAUGCUCAAACCAUCUCAAACUCACCUCUCUAUUUUUGUCUGACUCGGGUUUUUAUGUACUUGAUGUUAUGUAUUUCCAUGUUAAAAUACUUCACUUAAUAUUUAGUACAAACGUUUAGUUGCUAGUUAAGAUUUAAAAAAUAAUAUAUGAAUGAACAAAUUUAAAUUGUACCAUAUUUUUUAUAUGUGAAACUAUCCAGGAGUAUCUAAAAUAAUCCAGUGCAUCACCAAAUACAAUAGGAGUGUGGGCUUUAAUGACUCAUCAUGACUUAGCAGUUUAAUAUGACUCUAAUACUGACUUUGUUUUAUACUUACACCGUCAUAAUGCUGGUCAUCUUCUAUGAUGACACAGCACGGGCGUAGGAACCGUUUGUUGUCUGGACUGUGUUGCAGGAGGGAAGAAAAUAAAAGCGGGACUUGCUGUCAUGUAGCUGGCCUUCUUGCUGCUGGAUCGAUGCUGCGGACAGAUGCAGGAAAAUCCUCGUGAUUGAUUAACACGGAAUAAAUUUUCGGAGCGUCACACACACAAACCUGGAGAGGCAUCCGCCGGAAGCGGCUCACCCAGGUGGGCGUCAGUGAAGACGGGACAGAGGUCAGAGUGACGCUGAAGUUGUCAGGGUCUGCUGCACAGUGUUUCCUGCAGAUGUUGCAGACUGAGGAAGAGGUUCCGUGGAGCAUGAGUCUGGACCUCGGCAAUAUUAAGGAGGAACAGAAGGAUCUGCUCAAUGACUCGGACGAGGCUGACUUCAUCAGGUUCUCAGUCACUGAUGUUGCUGUGAAGAGCGAAGAUGAUGAAGAUAGACCCCAGUUUUCACAGAGUAAUCAGAGCCCAGCUGAAGAGAAAACCGAGGGAGAGCCUCCAGGCUUGUCUUCUUCUGCUGCUGCUUCACAGCUUGCAGAUGUCCAGCGGAUCUUGGUGAUUAAAGAAGAGGUUCCUUGGAGCUCAUGCCAUGAUGACCUCCUCCACAUUAAGGAGGAACAGGAGGAGCUCAUUCCUGGAUGUGAGGGAGAACAGCUUAAUAGGCCAGAAGAGGAUAACAUCAACAGGUUCCCAUUAACUGCUGUUUCCAUAAAGAGUGAAGAUGAUGAAGAAAAACCCAAGUUCUUCCAGGCAGAGCUUCUAACCAGCAGCUCAGCUAAACAGAUAAAAACAGAAACUGAUGCAGAAGACUGUGAAGCAGCAGAAACAGCCAGGAACGCAGAUCUGAACAGUCAUAUACAGCCGAGGGCUGAUGGAAAGGCUUCAGACUCUUAUGAAACUGAAGUCAGUAUUGAUGAUGACGAUGAUGAAGACGACGAUGAUGACUGGCAGGAACAUUGGUCAGAUUCUGAACUUGAAACAGAAGACAGUGACAGCGGCUGGAAGGAGAGCGGUACUGAUGAGUCGGAAGUAAAAAGUGAUAUGAGAAGGGAGUCAGCAGAAGGGUCUACCAGCUGUUUGGUUAGUAAGAAAUGUUUUAGGGUGAAGCAAAAUGCAGAGUCACACAUGACAGUCCUCACAGGAGAGAAACCAUUUAGCUGCAAUGUUUGUAAAAAAAAAUUUAGAGAUCUGUACAACUUUAAUAGACACAUGAGAGGCCACACAGGAGAGAAACCAUUUAGCUGUGAUGUUUGUGAAAAAAAAUUUAGAGAUCAGUAUUAUCUUAAGACACACAUGAGAAUCCACACUGGAGAGAAGCUUUUCACGUGCAGUGUUUGUGACAAAAGAUUCACACAGAGUUUAAAUUUCAAGACACACAUGAGAAUUCACACGGGAGAGAAACCAUUUAGUUGUGAGUUUUGUGGAAAACGGUUUAACCAAGAGGGAAAUUUGAAGAUGCACAAAAGACUCCACACUGGAGAGAAACCAUUUGGUUGUGAUUUUUGUGGCAAAAGAUUUCACCAAGAGGGAAAUCUGAAGAUGCACAAAGCACUCCACACGGGGGAGAAACCGUUUGGUUGUGGGGUGUGUCAUAAAAGAUUUUCACAACUAGGUGAUCUCAAAAGACAUGAGACUGUGCAUGCAGUGGACAAACCAUUUAACUGUAGUAUUUGUGGUAUAAAUUUUACCCAGAAAAAGUAUUUCGAGAGACACAUGAAUGUCCAUUCAGGGGAGAGACCUUUUGGUUGUGAUGUUUGCGGUAAAAGAUUUAACACUAAGCGAAAUCUUGAGAUGCACACCAGAGUCCAUACAGGAGAGAAACCGUUUGGUUGCGAUGUUUGUAGUAAAAGAUUUUCACAGAUGGGAAUUUUAAGGAGACACAUGAAAGUUCACAUGGCAGAGAGACCAUUUGGUUGUGACACUUGUAAUAGAAGAUUUAACAAUAAGAGGAAUUAUGAGACACACAUGAGAGUCCACACAGGAGACAAACCAUUUGUUUGUGAAGUUUGUGGCAAUCAGUUUGCACAGCUAGGAAUACUGAAAAGACACAUGCUAAUUCACGCAGGAAAGAAACCAUUUGGUUGUGAUGUUUGUAAGAAAAGAUAUUUACGAGUAGAGGAUCUAAAAAGACACCAGAGUAUCCACACAUAAGAACAUUCAGUUGUUAAUAUGAUGAAAGAUUUAAAUGUAAAAAACAUUUCAAGACAUACCUGAGGGAAAUAGUUUUGUUGUGAUCAUGUUAAAUACCGCCCUCUGGUUGUGAUGAAAAAUUAAUCAAAGUUUGUUGGGGGCUUUUUUAAUUGGAAAAUUUUGCCUUAACCAAAUCUGUGUUUACAGUAUGACGGUUACAUCUCUUAAAUAUGCAACAUUGUUCAAAGCAAAGCUAUAAUGGGAA
This is a messenger RNA of Oreochromis niloticus (Nile tilapia), 2942 nucleotides long. RefSeq names its product gastrula zinc finger protein XlCGF57.1. Gene Ontology annotation, biological process: regulation of gene expression. The transcript has 3 exons. The record is from RefSeq and is a predicted model, not a curated record. Gene Ontology annotation, cellular component: nucleus. Lineage: Eukaryota; Metazoa; Chordata; Actinopteri; Cichliformes; Cichlidae. The coding region runs from base 830 to 2698 and encodes 622 amino acids.